AGCAUUUUUCGUGCUAAUCCUCCAGGGAAGGAAGCUAAUCAAGCAUGGGGGUGCGCUCACGGCUGAGCCCAAGGCUGUGACGCUGCCAGAUCCCGUCUCCCAGUUUCCUAAAUCCACAGAUAUUGUUUCCCAGCGACGACAACAACCGAGACCUUAGGCGUCCAGCAAAUCGCCAUGUCAAAGCUAUUUAUCGGGUGGGUGCAAAUCGUUCGCUUUUUUGCUUCCGCGCCCAUUGCUAACGGCGGCAGCGGCCUCGCCUGGCACACUGAUGACGCAACUCUACGGCAUGGGUUUGAGAUAUUUGGGGAGGUGCAGGAAGCUGUUGUGGUGAAAGAUCGCGACACGCUACGUAGUCGGGGGUUCGGGUUGGUUCGUUUUGCGCACGAGAGAGACGCCGUGGUGGCACAGCAGGCCAUGAAUAACAAAGAAAUUUCAAUUGUUGCUGACAAAAUCUCUCUCCCCAUCAGGUUUGAUGGCCGGGUGAUCCGAGUCGGCCCCGCUUCGGACCGCCAGGACAGGUCCGGAGGCGAAGCAUUUCACGGCCGUGGAGGUUAUAACCGAAGUGAGAUUGGGGUUGACGGAAGAAGCUACGGAGGGGGUUACGGAGGUUACGUGAGAGCUGUGCGGCUGGGUAAUAGCAGCAUCUCGUCCACGACUCCAUCGAGUGAUGAACCGGUAUCCCCUUGGGCUGACCUUUCAGCCGUGCAAGAAAAUGCUGGACUUCUGGAUCACCGUUACCUUCCUAUGCUAGGAGUAGGCCGGGGUGGUAGCUCUAGGGUCUCUGUCGAGGAGAGCGCGUCGGGCCCAGCUGCUCCUGAUAUCGGCCGGCUUCGAGAAGUGAUCACGUUUGACUGGGAAUUGCCAUCACUGCUCCGGGAAAUCUCUUCCAGUGCAAAUGCGUAUGCCAGGAGAGAGUCCGUUCUCGAUGCAAUCACUCUAGUGGCAAAGAGUGAUUCGGUCGAGUUGAUGACUUGCCGGCAGUACCUUGAGGGCUCUCACCCAGACAUGGGGGUCAAGCUAGUGGGGAUCUGCAUCGAUGCUCUGGGCUCUCCGGGUUAUGUGUCUGGCAAGGAGGACCCUCAGUUCAAAGACAUCGCGGUGUGGCUGUGUCUGACAUUCCGUACGCCGAGAAACGGGGUCACAGUCAUGGUUUCCACGGGCUCAUUCAACGGUUCGAGGUUCACAAUGAGUGAGACUCAUAUGCUGUCGUCCCCCGCAUGUUGGUCUCAGCUAUUUGAAAACGCAGUCGUCGUCGUAAUGCCUGCUGAGGUCUUCCCUACAAAUGGGCUAUUGAAAUUGAGCUUCGGGGCCUUGCUCCAGCUUGCAGCAGUGGAAUACCCUGUAGAAAUAGAGUCAGGAUUGGUUCUCAUGGGCUACUCGACCGCUUUGGUUCCGGUUGAUAUCAACGAUCGCGGCCAGCUCCGAAAAUCCGAACUGCUGGCGACUCAAGGAUCCUGGCUGCAGAGACAAACGCUGGAAGAGCUUCAUACCGCAGAGGCCCUGCUAGGCUGGUGCGCAUCGGCACAGGUCCGAUUAGGGACGGACAGUCUCGAGGCCAAUGUGGGCUGGUCGGACGCCAAGGUCAAGCCCACGACAUGGCGCUGGAAGGGAGCCAAUCUGCAGUUGCUAGCUCAGUCGGCGGCACCCAUCCAGAUUGGGGCCCAGGUUGGGUUUGCGUGGGAACGCGCUGUCAACACCGUCCGGUUCACGCCGGGAGGAAACUACACACGAUGUCUGGCCAGUAGUAUGCUGGAACAGGCCAUUCUCUACGACGUCAGCGCCCAACGAGCGUGGCUCGUGCCCCUUCUCUCCAUCUACCAUCACAUGUUAUUGGUCUACCACUCCAUGAUGUCGCCGCCAGGUGACCGGCGACCGAUCCCCGUCGCGAUACCUUCUAAUGGAUCCGCGAGCUCGUUAGAGAGCCUGCGAGCCAACGGGGCGGUUGCGGUGGAGGGAGUCGGGGAAGACACGCUGACCGUGCGCGAGCUCAUCAUGGGAUUUUCGAUCAACUUUUCUAUGACGACCCUGCAGCCGCCCAGGGGGUCCCGGAUCUACGGCUAUGAAUUCAUGGACUUGGUGGUAGGAUCUCCACGAAGCGACCUGAAGACCAUCAUGGUGGAGCGACCCGGUCUGGGAUGGGCGCCCCUGUUGAACGAGCUGCCCUGUCUUUUUUGCGCGGGGCUGGGAGAUGCAAUCGUGGGGACGAGGGCCAGCAAACUGGAUUCUCCGUGCAACUACCUACCCGUCGGCCGGAACCUACUGGCAUCGCCAGUCGAGACUAUCCAGACGCUAUGCCGGAAGCAAGGCAGCACCCUCACGAAUGAACACAGGCGAAUCACACGAGACUAUGUACUCGCGCUGAGCGGGCAGCCGUUCAUCCGGUGUGUCCACGGCGCAGGGACUUCGUCAUGCUGGGACCACCCGGAAGAGUUCAUACAGAAGAUUCAGCGCGGUGCAGAUGCGGACAGUGGUGAACAAGCUCGUGGGGAGACUGGCCCUCCUACCCGGGGAGCAGUAGUUUUAGGGAGUGUGGGAGGACAGGGCUUCCGCCGGGCUUAUGAACUUUGGCGAUGA
Messenger RNA from Aspergillus campestris IBT 28561, 2574 nucleotides. Its product is annotated as RNA recognition motif domain-containing protein. The record is from RefSeq and is a predicted model, not a curated record. Lineage: Eukaryota; Fungi; Ascomycota; Eurotiomycetes; Eurotiales; Aspergillaceae. The transcript has 6 exons. Gene Ontology annotation, molecular function: RNA binding. Bases 175 to 2574 code for a protein of 799 amino acids.